AUGGCUAUCGUCAAUCAUAUGGAGAAAUUUACCUACGUUUAUACUAGCCAACCUGGUAGUAUGCAGGUUUUUAAACAGUCAAACUUUUGGAGUGAAGUCAUGGAUAAUCCAGCCCUACGCUUUCCAAAUGAUACACACAUACUAGGUAAUUCUGCAUUCCCUUUAAUGCCAUGGUUGCUUGUGCCAUUUAAGGAGCGCAUGACUCAGCGGCUUACUAGACCUCAACGACAAUACAAUAACGUACAUUCAUCUGCUCGCAUGGCUGUGGAGAGAGCGUUUGGGAAACUUAAAGGCAGAUGA
Molecule: messenger RNA, 300 nt
Organism: Paraglomus occultum
Lineage: Eukaryota; Fungi; Glomeromycota; Glomeromycetes; Paraglomerales; Paraglomeraceae
Source: the annotation of a GenBank genome assembly